Metarhizium brunneum ARSEF 3297 is the source of this 5196-nucleotide messenger RNA. NCBI's taxonomy places the organism in Eukaryota, Fungi, Ascomycota, Sordariomycetes, Hypocreales, Clavicipitaceae. The record is from RefSeq and is a predicted model, not a curated record.
AUGAUGCCCGAGACCGCGUCUCCCGACAACGACGUGUCCAUCGCGGAUCCCCAAGCCCACGAAACAGGUACCGACGCCAACAACUUGCACGAGGGCGACGUGAUAACGGCCGGUCUCAAGGCGAAAGAUGUUUCUCAUGAAGCCGGCACGAAUGUGCUGGCGAACACGGACGCGCCGGCGUACACAAAUGGCCACCCCCCGCGGCAUGUUAAUGGCAAUGGAGGGCACGAUGAAGAGGACAGCCGACCAGCGAAAAGACGACGAACUCAUAACAGUACCCCUCCGCCAACACCGUCAUCGGCAAAGAAGCUCAAGCCCAUAUCACCCCCAUGGAAGAGGAUUAGUGCCGAAGGGCCUACUAGUUUCACCGAGAACGGUCGUCGCAAGUCAGGUCGAAUCAAUACCCUGCCGCUGGAACUUCAACCGCAAGGCAAGAAGAGAUUGACUAGACAAUCGUUAGGGUCAAAGGGUACUGCAAAGCCAGCAAAAAAAGCAGAUGCAACGUCCAACAGACCACCUAACAAUAAAGUGGGCUCGCAGAAGAAACUCCUAGGGAUGCCCAAAUCGACAUCUCGAAAGCCCGAGGCACCACCUUCCAGAAUCUCCUCUCGAUCUCUUCGGCGUCGCUCACCGUCUCCACCAGCCCAUCCUACCAGACAAUCUACGAGAACUCGACGGGCCUUCCGUGCUGCUAAUGCUUCCGAUGCCCAAGACGAACUCUCUACUCCAACUCAUGACCCAACCUACCAAUUCCACGAUGGUGACGGACGAUCUCCCCGGAUAAAGUUGCGAGUCGGUCGCUCCGGUUUCAUACCGCUGGUUCACGCAGACCAAGUCCGCAAGCGACCCAAAGUUGGCACCAGCUUCGAAGAUUUUUGGGCACGGGCUGGAACAAUUCCAGUAGAGGAUGGAGGGCUCUUUGCGUCUGAAGAUGGACCAAUCUAUACUGAUGAAGCCGCCAUGAAAGACGCUUUUUCGAUGACGCGAAUUGAGCAAGAAGUUCAGCCUGGCGGCAUCCUCUCACUCGGUCGCUGUUCAGCCUUUAUUCCCGAAGAGGAAGAGGAACCUAGUAGACAAUACGCUCGCCAAGAUCAUCUUAUCAAAGCUAUGGCGAAUUUCCGUAAGCUACUGCUUCUAGAACAACAAAGACACCGCGCUAUAGCAAAGAAACUUGCAGAAGCGUGCCGUGACGCGUGGGUAGAUAGGCAACCCAAGUCAGCAGAACAACUUGAAGCGGAGGCACGACAAAAAUGGAUUGGGCACUAUCGAUAUGUCAUCCGCGCCAUGUUAGGUACUUGGGAGAAUGUCCGCGCUCAAGUUAACCGCCGACGCCUCGAGCAAUGGGAGGCGGAGGAGCAGAAACGUGUCAAAGCCGCUCUCAAUGAGGCAGUGAACCUCUCAGAACAAAAACUGCAGGCACGUCGUGGGUUGGACUCCGAACAAGUGUCCGGUGAUGACGAUGGUUUCGAUGACCUCAGCGACGAUCUUAGCACCAUGGACGAUGAUGACAUCGAUGAAUCGAAUAUGGCAUCUGGCGAUAGUGAUGGUGAUGAUGAGGACGGUCUUGAUAGCGAUAAUAUGUCAACAUCCGAGGAAGAGGAAGAAGGCGUUGAUGGGGGAAUAAAGGAUACCGGAGAUGAAGGUCUCACGCAGGAGGAGCUAAGGGCAAAGUACGCCAAUCUUCCCGAUCUCAAGGAGUCAGACAAGCAGUCAAGCAUUGAUGCCACAGCAAGCGAUGCCUUGGCUGACACGGACGUCGGCGGCGAGACUAGCGACGAGUCAGUUGACAUGGAUGAUGAUUUGGGCUCUAGCGACGUGGGCAGUGACGAUGAUGACAAUGAUGGCGAUGAGGAUGAAAGCGACGAGGAAGAAGGCGACGAGGAUGCGGGCGGUUUGCUUGGCCUCUUGUUUGGCAAAUCAGAACUCAAGCAGAUGAAGCAAGACGCUACAGAGCAAAGGGACGAUGGCACUGAUCUCACCGUGGCUUCUCCUGAGCUUGGUCGCGAUGCGACAGAAGGCGAUGAUCCGACGUUGAAACAGCAAGUUGACGAGAUUGCAUCCCUAGUUUCUCUGCCGAGCGCAGAUUAUCAGCCAUUCACUAGUGCUCACGAUCACCCAGUGGUAUCUUUGGUGGAGGAUUCUGCGAAUGCUGAAAAUUCCAAAGCCGCGAGCCAGGACCAGGAGGGUUCAAAAAUUGAACCUUCUGAUCGCAACACAACUGAGAUGGUCCCUCCACUUCAAGAGAUGCAGGCUGGAUCACCAAAUGAAGAUGUGACAAUGGCAGAUGCUCAUGACGAGGAUGCUGUCCAGCCACAGGUUUCCACGCAGGCCGCAGACUUGGGUAAACCCUCAAGCCCAGAAACAGAACCAGUUACUAAUCCCACGAGCCCUCGACGUAGCCAGUCGCCACCAACGUCGGACACAAAACCCUCUGAAGUCGAGGCUUCGUCAGCUGAACUUGCUGUCGCAAAACCUUCAGGGAGUCGAUCGGUAACCCCUCACACUCCUUCCACUCACAAGUCCGACAUUCCAUUUCUCCUUCGCGGAACUCUUCGUGAAUACCAACACGACGGUCUGGACUGGCUCGCUGGCCUUUACGCAAAUAAUACCAACGGCAUCCUCGCAGACGAAAUGGGUCUAGGCAAAACUAUCCAAACUAUUGCACUUUUAGCACAUUUGGCCUGUUACCACGAAGUCUGGGGUCCCCACCUGGUAAUCGUGCCCACCAGUGUCAUGCUGAACUGGGAGAUGGAAUUCAAGAAAUGGUGUCCUGGAUUCAAAAUCUUGGCUUACUAUGGAUCCCAGGACGAACGGAAGCGAAAGCGCCAAGGGUGGAAUAAUGAUGAUGUUUGGAACGUCUGUAUCACAUCAUAUCAGCUGGUACUCCAGGAUCAGCAAGUAUUCAAACGUCGAAGAUGGCACUACUUGGUCCUAGACGAAGCUCACAAUAUCAAGAACUUCAAAUCCCAAAGAUGGCAGACAUUGCUCGGCUUCAAUACCCAGGCUCGUCUUCUACUAACAGGUACGCCUUUACAAAACAACCUUACAGAAUUGUGGUCACUUCUCUUCUUCCUCAUGCCUGCCGAAAACGGAGUGGGUGGCUUUGCAGACCUGCAAGAAUUUCAGGAUUGGUUCCACAAACCCGAAUCCCAAAUUUUAGAAAGCGGCAGAGACCAAAUGGAUGAAGAGGCGAGAGCAAUCAUUUCCAAACUUCACAAAGUUCUUCGCCCGUACUUGCUGCGCCGUCUCAAAGCAGAUGUUGAGAAGCAGAUGCCAGCCAAAUAUGAGCACGUUGAGUUUUGUCGCCUAUCAAAACGGCAGCGUGAGCUUUAUGACGGGUUUCUUUCGAGAUCGGAUACCAAAGAGACUUUGUCAUCUGGCAACUAUUUGUCUAUCAUCAACUGUCUGAUGCAGCUACGCAAGGUUUGCAACCACCCAGAUUUGUUUAUCGACCGGCCAAUCAUGACCUCUUUCCGCAUGUCUAAAUCGGUACCGGCCGAAUACACCUUUACGGAGCGCAAGGUUCGAUCACUUCUGGCGGAUGCGCCAAUGAACACAGUCAAUUUAGGAUUCUUGAAUCUCGUACCUACCCAACACGAGAAAUUAAGCAGCGUCAAUGCGGAUCGAAUCGCUCAGCUUAGUUCUCAUCGAGCACUGAUGGACUUGCGUGAGGCACAAAAAGUCAGGGCUCAGGCCGCACAUACAAUUAUUGAUCCCUCCACGGUAGGAUCCAGCAUUUCGUAUCUGGAGAGCGGAGCAAGAUGGGGUCGGUUCGAAGAACUUCAACAUUGCGUGUACCUCAAUGCGCUCCGCCGGCAGCAACGACCAGUUUAUGGCAAGAAUGUCGUUGAUCUCGUGUCGAUCAAUGCGUACAAGCGCCCUUGUCGGCCCAAGCCCAAGAUCCCUCAAAAGAUCAUGUCCUGGUUCGAGGGUGACCUCGCCUUCGUCCGUGCCUUGACGCCGACCCUUGAUCAACGUGCCGAGACUCUAAAAUCUACAAUUUCCAAGUUCUCGUGCGUUACACCACCCGUUGUGACCCGAGAUCUGGAGCAGGUACUGUUAGGCCCCAAAGCAGUCCAAGCUUUCACGGAUGAAGAUCUCAGACUCUCGGCUCCUGUGCGAUGGGCGCCUUUUCUACCCAAGCAAGCUCCACGUGACCCUUGGCAUGAAUCUCGUAUGAGACACAGCAUUCAGUUUCCGGACAAGCGACUCCUCCAAUACGACUGUGGCAAGCUGCAAGUCUUGGAUAAAUUACUUCGAAAACUGCAAGCUGGUGGCCACCGAGCGUUGAUAUUCACACAAAUGACCAAAGUCCUGGAUAUCUUGGAGCAGUUCCUCAAUAUUCACGGCCACAAGUACCUUCGUCUCGAUGGCGCAACCAAGGUAGAGCAGCGGCAAAUCUUGACAGACCGAUUCAACAAUGACCCUCGCAUUUUGUGCUUUAUCUUGUCGACAAGAUCAGGCGGUCUGGGUAUCAAUUUAACGGGUGCCGACACCGUCAUCUUUUAUGACCAAGACUGGAAUCCAGCUAUGGAUAAGCAGUGUCAGGAUCGAUGCCAUCGCAUCGGCCAGACACGAGAUGUACACAUUUAUCGGCUUGUCAGUGAGCACACAAUUGAAGCAAACAUUUUACGAAAGGCUUCACAGAAGCAGAUGCUGGACGACGUGGUGAUCCAAGAGGGAGAAUUCACUACAGACUAUUUCAACAAGAUUUCUGUCCGAGAAGUGUUGGAGGACAAGGUAGACUUUACCAGUGAAGGCGUCGCCGCUGCAGAUGCCGCGCUGGAGAGGGUCCUAGGCGGUCCUGAUACAAGCAGAGACCAGAGAACUGUUGGUAGAGCGCUUGAGCAAGCUGAAGAUAGAGAAGAUGUUGCAGCGGCGCGAGUGGCCGAAAGAGAGAUUCAGGCCGACGAUGCCGACUUUACCGAGAAGACCAACGGUACGGCCUCGGGUACAUCAACGACACGACAAGGCACACCGGCUGGAAAAUCCGUGAUGGACAGCGGCUUGGACCUGGAGGAAAUGACACCUAUUGGUGAAGGCGAAAUCGAGUACAACGCGUACGGUGAAAGUAUGGGCAAUAUCGAUCAAUAUAUGCUCAAGGUCAUGACGGAGGAGCUGAAACAUACGAAGCUAGAGCUGCCAAAGGGCAUGAAAAAGAACAAAAAGAAGGGCCGAGACACGAGGAAGCGCUGA